This is a messenger RNA of Diversispora eburnea, 222 nucleotides long. The record is from the annotation of a GenBank genome assembly. NCBI's taxonomy places the organism in Eukaryota, Fungi, Glomeromycota, Glomeromycetes, Diversisporales, Diversisporaceae.
AUGAACAGUCAAACUUCACAAGGUCCUCCACUGCCAUCUGGUCCCUUGAGUUCUGCUACACCAAGAGCUAGUGAGAAUGCUCCUAAAAUGCAAUAUAAUUGUGCAGAUUGCGGAACCGAAAAUGAAAUAAAACCAAAAGAACCUUUGCGUUGUAAAGAAUGUGGGCAUCGUAUCAUGUAUAAGCAACGAACUAAAAGAAUGGUCCAGUUUGAAGCUCGUUGA